AUGUUGAGGACACUCUCUCUAGCUCGGGACCGUCUUAGGUCCAAAGCGACAUUAUCGUCUUCUCCCCUUUCGUCUCCUUUUACCUUUCGUGUCCUCUCUUCUCCAUUUUCAUCGAAGCGUCAUGCGCCUAAGGCGAGCGAAGGAGAAGAGCCGCCGAUAAAAGAUUCCGUUUUGCUGUACCCGAAGGAUCCGUCAAGCACACCUAAGCUCUUUCUUAUCCAGCCUCGUCUUGCGCCGCCAAAGUUUCUGCAGGCGAAGCUGAACGAAGCGCUUUGCCUGGCGAAUUCGCUUGAAGAGCAGAGAUUUGGGUACUUCGAAUCUGAUUUCUAUGACAAGGAAUUGCCUCCUCAUGUUGUUGUUCAAAACCCUGUUGCUAGAUCGUGUAAACCUCGCGCAGAUACUUAUUUCGGGUCUGGGACUGUAGAAAACAUCAAAUGCCAUCUAAAUGCUGAGGAUUCCAAGGAAGAAGUUGAUGCUGUUUUUGUCAACGCCAUUUUAUCAGCAAUUCAACAACGGAAUUUGGAGAGAAUAUGGGGAAAACCUGUGCUAGACCGUGUAGGCCUUAUAAUCGAAAUAUUUAAUGCUCAUGCGCAUACAAAGGAAGCUAAACUACAGGCUGAGUUAGCAUCUCUGAUGUACAAAAAGAGCAGGCUGGUUCGAGUGCGUGGUAGUGAUGGAAAACAGACUUUUGGGCAGUUUGGAGAAGCUGAAGUUGUUAGUGCUCGAGGGAGAGCAGCAGGUACGGGAACUGGUUUCGUAGGUGGUGCAGGAGAAACUGAGCUUCAGCUUCAACGCCGAAGAAUAUCAGACCGGAAGCUUCGGUUGUUAGCCCAAAUUAAAGAAGCCCGACGAACACGGCUAUUGCAGCGUGCUGCACGUAAGAGACAAGGUAGCUUAGCGGGUAAAAGUUUAGCCACCAUUGCUGUCGUUGGUUACACAAAUGCUGGAAAAUCAACUUUGACAAGUGCUUUAACAAAGACUGCUCUCUACUGCAAUGAGCGAUUGUUUGCCACAUUGGAUCCUACACUUAAGAGUGCCAUCCUUCCUUCUGGAAGGAAAGUGCUUCUUAGUGACACUGUUGGAUUCAUAUCUGAUCUGCCUAUACAGCUGGUGGAAGCAUUUCAAUCUACUCUGGAAGAAGUUGUAGAAGCUGAUCUACUUCUGCAUGUAGUUGAUUCGACGGCUCCAAAUAUCGAGGAGCAUCGGUCAACAGUGUUUCACGUCCUUAAUCAAAUUGGAGUACCAGAAGAGAAGCUUAAAAAUAUGAUUGAAGUCUGGAACAAAAUUGAUUAUGAAGAAGAAGAGGAGGAAGUGGUAGACGCGCUUUAUCUAGACGAUGGCAAAGAAGAAGAAGCUGAGCUAAGCGACGGUUUAAAAGCUGAAGAAACAUUUGAAGCAUCUGAAGUAACAGUCGAUGAAGAGCAAAUCCAAAACCAAGACGAUGACUCUGAUGGGUGGCUAUUAUCUGAAGAUGAAAAUGAUAGUGACACUGAGCUCUGGAAAGUUCCGGAAGAUGCUGAAGUAGAUGGUGUUCUGAACACUGAACCACAUGUUAAAGUUUCUGCAUUGACAGGAGUUGGUCUGAAGGAACUGAUGUAUCUUAUCGAUGAAAGAUUGAAAGGUGAAGACGAGAAGCGCAAGUCUCCAACAAUAGUCGACAGGAACGAGCUUCAGAGCCGUAAAUGGAGACCUCCUCGUAAAGAUGAUGAAGAUUUAGAAGCUGAACAAUAG
Microthlaspi erraticum is the source of this 1731-nucleotide messenger RNA. The record is from the annotation of a GenBank genome assembly. Lineage: Eukaryota; Viridiplantae; Streptophyta; Magnoliopsida; Brassicales; Brassicaceae.